Suillus discolor is the source of this 804-nucleotide messenger RNA. RefSeq lists its product as uncharacterized. Bases 1 to 804 code for a protein of 267 amino acids. The record is from RefSeq and is a predicted model, not a curated record. NCBI's taxonomy places the organism in Eukaryota, Fungi, Basidiomycota, Agaricomycetes, Boletales, Suillaceae. The transcript has 2 exons.
AUGGAUGGGGAGGGUAUGCCACUCCUUCCGGACAUCACCGACACGAAACUUGAGGAGAAGAAGGCCAUAGUGAGGGCCUUUCUUACAUCGCACUAUCGGAUAUGUUCCGGGAAGGACAAGGUGGUUGUGCCAUGGAGUGCCAUUGUACAAAGUCAGGAUGACUUCGUGGCCCGGACGUAUCUUCCGGCGGAUGUUGACUUGAAGGAGCCUUCGAAGCUGCAAAAUUGGGACACGACUGCCUUGCUCCAUUUCUGGCGUGCUCGGCAGGAAACAGGCGAAGGUCCCACAUUUCUGUUCAAAGCAUGGAAGAACAAUGAUGGGGACAUGGUACCAUCUGUCAUAUCUGGCAAGUCGCCCUCUCCUCAGACUCGUAUAGUGAGAAAGCAGCAGAGGGUUACCAUCCGAAGGCCUCGGGAUUCGUCGACAGAAGCCGAGAGUGAUAAGGAGAGUGCCACUAAUCAUACCGAGGAUGAUGUGGAUGAUGACUUGGCUGACGGGAGACAUCCGCUGAAGAAACCCAGGACAGGAGGUCCUACACCCAAAGGGACGGCAGUCCCACGUGCAAUUCCAAAGCCUCGCCCGGCCAAGCCAGCCAAAAAAGGUGCAUUACUGACAUCGCGAAUGGGCGACCUCCUUGCUGGGUUAACUGAAGACGCACCAGCGAGGUUAGAGAUGAUGUUGAAAUGGAAGAGAGUAUCACGCUGCCGGCACAGAAAAGGAGGCGGGGCAAGAGAGUCACGGUUGAAACCAUCCACAAGGACGACCCGGAGUAAGUUGCAAAAUGCCAGUAGACAGUACACCUAG